Molecule: messenger RNA, 312 nt
Organism: Lactuca saligna
Lineage: Eukaryota; Viridiplantae; Streptophyta; Magnoliopsida; Asterales; Asteraceae
Source: the annotation of a GenBank genome assembly
AUGGCUGAGAAUGACAACGAAGUUGUAUAUCUGAGAGUUUUGUACACUACAAUGGCGUAUUUGUUCGACAUCCUUCUGGAGUUUCAAAAUGUCUACUACUGCUUACCUAACAUCCCUUUAUCCAGAGGGAUUCGUCCCAUUGUAGAUGAUUUGGAUUUUGUCCAGUUUAUAGAUAGUGGGUAUGAAUACGGGGGAAUUUUAGUUUAUGUUGAUCAUAAUGGGAACGGGUUGGAGGAAUUGUGGGAUGAUGACAUGAAUCUGGUAGUUAGUGAAGAUAAUGAAAGUGGCAUUGAAGAUGAUUGUGUACCUUGA